Messenger RNA from Lates calcarifer (barramundi perch), 2055 nucleotides. Its product is annotated as plexin domain-containing protein 1. The transcript is spliced from 14 exons. The record is from RefSeq and is a predicted model, not a curated record. NCBI's taxonomy places the organism in Eukaryota, Metazoa, Chordata, Actinopteri, Centropomidae. The coding region runs from base 325 to 1794 and encodes 489 amino acids.
CCUAAUGUCGAGGAAUUUAUAAGUGUCCAGAUGAUAGACUUUCUUCUCCCUGCUCAACAACCUCAUCAGCAGAUCCUUGUGCCUCUGUAAUCACCAUGACAACAGACGAACAGCACUGAGGAGGAGAGAAAGGGUGUAGUUAGAAACAGGGUGGUGUGUGUGUGUGUGUGUGUGUGUGUGUUUGUGUGGAGAGACAGAGCGAGAUUCGGAAGGAGGAAGAGAGGGUGACGGGUGGAAGUGGGAUUUGAAGAAAAGUGUUUCUGCGAAGAGAAAAAGAAGAGAGCAGCGAAGACAGAGCUUCUUUUUUUUUUUUUGCCGCCCAACAUGUGGUUCAGUCUGGUGAUGCUGUUCCUCUGUCUCUCCCAAACAGAGCUGGUUGAAGUUUGGGCUCAGCAGCAAUCAGGUGAUUGGUACAGUGUGACCUCACAGCAGUAUGAAGAGUCAACUGGAGGCGACAGUCAUCCUCACAGAGCCCGGAGGUCAUCAUCAGGCCAAGCUAUGAUAAACAGGGGGGUCGUGAAUGGAGGACUAACCAUCAACCCCCUUCCAGACAACAUGACACGCAUAGUAGAGGAUUCUGGCAAAUAUUACACAUGGCGUAGCUUUGGCCCCAAGGACCGGCAAACACAGGAACUAUGGGUAGACAUGAGUGACGUCCGGCACGGCCAAGUUAGAGUCCAUGGCAUCCUGUCAAAUUCGUACAAGCAGGCUGUGAGGGUCGCCCUGUCAUUUGACUUUCCUUUCUACGGACAUUAUCUGAGGCAGAUUACCAUAGCAACAGGAGGGUUUAUCUUCACAGGGGACGUUACUCACCGUAUGCUGACUGCAACACAAUACAUCGCCCCGCUAAUGGCUAAUUUUGACCCCAGCUACUCCAAAGAAUCCACUGUGCAAUAUCUGGAUAAUGGUGAAGUGUUUGUGGUCCAGUGGGAGGGGGUCAGACUCCUUGGCAGAGAGUCAGAGGGAGCCUUCACCUUUCAGGCUGCACUUUACAAAAAAGGAACCAUCACAUUCAGCUAUCAACAGAUACCACUGUCAUUAGAUGUGAUCAGUUCAGCUGAGCAUCCAGUGAAGGUUGGUUUGUCUGAUGCCUUCAUGGUCAUAUCACCCUCUUCUCAAUCACCAGAUUCCCAACAGCAAACGAUUUACGAGUACCACAGGGUUGAGAUGGACACUACAAAGAUCGCCAGCUACUCUGCUGUUGAGUUCACUGCACUGCCUACCUGCCUUCAACACGACAGCUGUGAGCUCUGCCUCUCAUCCAACCUAACCUCUGGCUGUAGUUGGUGUCAUGUGCUCCAGAGGUGUUCAGAUGGCAUGGAUAGACACAGACAGGAAUGGUUGGACUAUGCCUGCUCAGAAGAGAGCAAAGAUGCAACCUGUGAGGAUUACAGCAGGGGUGACAGCUCUACUAGCUCCUCUGUCACACCAGAGAUUGAAGAUGUGACCUUUUUAACCCCCCCAGGAAAAGCCUGUGACAGUGAUGAUGACACCAAGCAUCAUAUAUUUAAGACGGGCAACGAUGUGAAGACAGAUUCUUCAACCAAGAGUGUUGGCUUUGCUAACACAGGAGUGAUAGCCGGUAUAGCAGCUGCUCUUAUGUUACUCUUGGCUCUGGUACUCGUAGCUCUUUACAUCAACUACCAUCCUACUGUUGCAUCGCCACUUUACCUCAUCCAGCGACGCAAGAACUACUGGCCUUCCUUGAAGUUUCAGAAGCAACAGCCUGGUUACACAGAAGUGGAGGGAGAGGGACAUGAGAGACACAGCAUUGUUGAAGCUGGGCCAUGUUGAAACCAUGAGUGGAAACUUGGAAGAUACUGUAUUUGCAUUGAACUGAAACAUAUACACUUGUUCAGACAUUUACAUUCCAAUGUCAGUUUAACUUUCACAAUCAAUUUAUAAUUGUUUUUUAGGUGAUUUGUGGCAAAAAGAUGAAACUGUUGCAACAGUUUGGGUAGAUCAUAGCUACCCAUAGCUUCAUAUUGGAUGAUUUUAUUUGAAAUUUUUGUAUCUCUGUUGGAAUAAAUAAACCUUUUUUUAAACUUUCUAUAA